This is a messenger RNA of Hansenula ciferrii, 1869 nucleotides long. RefSeq lists its product as uncharacterized. NCBI's taxonomy places the organism in Eukaryota, Fungi, Ascomycota, Saccharomycetes, Phaffomycetales, Wickerhamomycetaceae. The coding region runs from base 1 to 1869 and encodes 622 amino acids. The transcript has a single exon. The record is from RefSeq and is a predicted model, not a curated record.
AUGAAUAUUUUAUUAUAUUGGUUACCAAAUGAAAUUUUAAGAAUCAUAUUUAUCAAUUAUCUAGAACCAAAUGAUUAUUAUAAUUUAAUUGAAGCUUUUCCACUUUAUAUUCAUAAAUUAUCAAGAUUUGUUAAAGUUUUAUAUGAUGAUAAUCAUUAUUUUCCAUUUCAUGAGAAAUUCUCAGAUUUAGUCAAUACUUAUAAUGAAAAUGAUCAUGGAUAUGUAAAUUCACAAACAUAUUUUGAUAAAAACUCAAUGUUUUGGCCAAUUAACAACAAUUCUUUCCUCCUUAAUGAUUUCAGUUCUUUAAUGGAAUAUUUGAAUAAAUUUGAAGGGGUUAUAGUUUUUGAAAUUUCAGAAUCAAUAUUUAAAACACAAAAAUUCCCGUCCAUUAAUUCUGCAGACACUAUUCCAAUUGGAAUUGUUAAUUUUUUACAAUACUUAUUUGAUUAUAAUACAUCUCUCAAUUUGAAAAUUUCCAUUUCGGAAUCUCAAGAUAGUUAUGAAAAUCCUAUUUUUUUCCAAAAAUUAUUCAAAUUUACAUGUACAAAAAUGGAUGAAGUUGGACUUAAGAUCUCAUACCUUUAUAUACCAAAUUUAAAGUCAUUAUCCAUCGAAGAGGGAUUAGACUCGUUAAAUAACUUCAGAUUAAUAUCUAGACCAAUAUUUUCCUCCAAUUAUCCAAUUAUAGAAUCAAAUUUACCCAAUUUGGAACAUUUGAUGAUUGUUAAUCAAAAUGGGUUCAAAGAAAUUUCACAAUUAAAUCUUCCUAAUUUGAAAUCUUUUCAGUUACAGUUAUCAAAUGGUAAACUUGAACGGUUUAACAAUUUCCAAGCCCAAUCUUUAGAUUACUUUAGAUAUGAUGUUUCAAAUUAUACUUUUGAUCAAGAUAAUUUCAAUAAUAUUAGUAUGCCAAACUUAAAAACAUAUUUUAUUGGAUGUGAAGCUUUAUCGGAUGUUUCAGGAGAUAAUGAUAUGCUAAAUGAUUUAAAGACUUGGGAAUUUCUAUCAAAUGCUCAAUUCGGAUUUAUUAAACAUAUGCACCAUAUUUUGAACAAUGAUUUAAAUUCAAAGAAUCUCACCUUUUUAUUAUUAGAUGGUGUUCCUUUAAAAAAAUAUCCAGAAUUAAUUACCUUUCCAAGCUUAAGAUAUUUAACUAUACUCAAUAAUGAUGAACCUCUCAAAGUACCAUCAAUUGAAGCCCCAAUGUUGGAAGCUUUAAAGAUACUUGAUUGCCGUUCAUUUCGUGAUGUUGGCCCUAUUGCAAAACUAUAUCCUAAACUUUUGGAAUUGGUGUUAUUUAAAGUUGCAGAGUUUGGUCAUAUGGAUUCAGAAACGUUAAUUCUUAACAAUUUACUAUCGUUGGAUAUUACAAUAACAAAUUUGAAUAUUGUAACUUUAUCAAAUUGUAAAUUUGAAUCUUUGCUCUCAUUAGCUAUAAGCGGUGACAAUAGUGAUACACAUAACCCAAAUUUGAAAGUUGAAUUAAAGUUUCAUGAUGUUCAAACACCUUUAAUUAGAACGUUGGUCUUCUAUAAUGUUGAUGUUUUAAAUUCAAUUUCUACUAGAAGAUUUCCAUUGUUGAAGGAACUUCAUUUUUAUUCAUCUAGUAUCGAUGGUUUAGAUAUUGCAGCUAGUCCCUUCCUUUUAAUGGUUAUUAUUAUGAGGCUUAUUCGUCGACGUGGUAUCUUAUUGGGUUAUCCUGUUCAUCAAAUCCCAAAUUUUACAUAUGGUGAACAUCCAAAUAUAAAAUGUUGGAUGCCACCUUCCAACUGUGAAAGACGAUACACACUAGCUGAGGAGUAUACAGAGAAUGGGAGAAGAUUAACAUACUGGGAGAUUGUUAUAAAAUAUCAUUCGUGGUAUUGA